Messenger RNA from Syngnathus typhle (broad-nosed pipefish), 6311 nucleotides. Its product is annotated as growth factor receptor-bound protein 10-like. NCBI's taxonomy places the organism in Eukaryota, Metazoa, Chordata, Actinopteri, Syngnathiformes, Syngnathidae. The transcript is spliced from 18 exons. Gene Ontology annotation, molecular function: insulin receptor binding. Bases 1504 to 3375 code for a protein of 623 amino acids. Gene Ontology annotation, biological process: negative regulation of insulin receptor signaling pathway; insulin receptor signaling pathway; negative regulation of Wnt signaling pathway. The record is from RefSeq and is a predicted model, not a curated record.
GGGCGUGUGAUCUGCGUGCACGCGAGCCGCGUGUACUGUAUGUGUUUCGGUCCCGCUUGGCCGCUCGAGAUGAUCUGUCCUGGGAGUCUUCGCCGUCGCAACAACUUGACUCCUUCCGCCUCCUCUUCUUUUCCUGUGCAAGCUCCUCGCCUCCUCCUCAAUUCUCCGCUUGCCGGUCCAGGAAUGUUGAUCAGCUUGGCCUGAACCGGCGCUCCGGUGUCUGCACCAUCACACGACCGUGCGUAUCCGCAAGGGUCGUAGCCUAAGUUCAGUUAGGUUGCGGUGCCAUCCCUCUGCGCAAGGCGGCAGCUCAAUUUGUGGUUUGCGCUCACCCCCUUCACACCAGGCCUUCUAUUUCAAGUGAGUGCUCACUAAGCACAGACAUGAUGGGGCAUGAACUCUGCAAGACUACAGGCUGCCAAAAGCCUGCUGACUGCACAUAUUGCUCAUAAUUAUAACCCGUGCAAAGUAUACUCUUCUUUCUGCAUCAUUCAUAACGUCAAGGAUUUGUCUUGAUCAAUUCUGUAAACCGAAGAAAAUCGCAUGCAUAUUUUGUCACAGAUGCAACAAUUUUUUGGGAAGAAAAAAUGUUCUUGGUAGCAGCUAGACCAGAAAUGUCUUUGAAGGUGUAAAGUGACGUCUUAUUUUACAUUUAAGCUUUUCUUUCGGCUCACACACACUACUCUUGUUCUUCCUGAAAUGUAUGUACUUAAAGGCACAUUAAAGUGGAGGAGAUCUCCUAUUAACUUGGAUUGGAGCUAUAAGAGCUUGUGCUUGUGCUCUAGGCAGCAUUCCAUUGGGUCUUGCGUCAGCCAGCAGUCAUUCAGCACUAGGUAGUCUAGGCUCAUAUACUGUUAAUGCCCCCCUUCCUGAUGUAAUGACACCAUUAACCCAAUGCCUGCUGGGGGACCACAGCAUAGUUUAUGUAUGUCAAGUUACUGGAUUUAAAAGCAACUCUUCUUUCUGAAGCCAAAUGGUCAGGUGGGCUGUCCGUAGUCGAAAUGUAACCCAGUGACAAUGAGCACUUUGGCACAAGCUGUGUGAUCAGACUCUUCUGACUUGUAUAAAACGUCUUUAUUGAGUUCAUUUGCUAAGUACUUCACUGUUGUGAAAACCGAUUUGGAUAUUUUGAAAAAUACUGAAAGUCCCAUGUAAAAUAGAUUCAGAGGGUUGUUUCUAAAUACAUUGUAGAGAGUACAUAUCGCAUUUAACGAUUUUCAUCAUUUGUGUUCCUGUUUUUUAUGCAUGCGUACGUGCAUGUGGGUUUGUGUUCUGUGUGUGUUUGUUUCUAAAACAGCAGUCCAGUGAUGCAGCAGCCAGCAUGAACCCCCCUUUCUGUGCUUUCUGCGGACUUGUGGUGUAAGAUGUGACUACAAUGUCAGGGAAAGCCUCCUAGAACAUUGAUUUGGGGUUUAUCAGAGACACUUCAAAUUGUGGCAGGUCCGUCUUUCAGCAGAACUGACCCAACUAAGUGGCUUAUAGAAAAUAAUUGAACUCAAAAGCAUGGCUGUGGCUGGAUGUCCCGACUAUUUCCUGCAUCAUCCUAAUUAUCAGCAGGACAAUAGAGAUCGAUCCACCAAUCACAGACAAGCGAACCUCAUUGGGCCGGGCUUCCAGCAAUCAACGGACCACAAUUCGCCAAACCAUCAAGAGGAUGAUCUUGAUUUAGAAGCCCUGGUGAAUGACAUGAAUUCUUCCCUGGAGAGCUUAUACUCCACCUCCAGUGCCCAGCAAACAGAGUCUACAUCGCUACUUCAAAACGGACAGACCUCAACUUCUUCCCAGCAACCCCACAACCACCAUCGCCCUAACACACACCACGCGCAACUACAGCAGGGCCAUCAUUUGCUAAGCCAUUCCUCACACAAACCACCCUCCUCCGCGUCCAUUGAUCUACCGCAAGCAAGCCUAUGCCGAUCACAACCCAUGCACAUCCUGGCUGUACGGAGGUUGCGUGAAGAACAGCAACAACUGAGGACAUCCUCUCUCCCUGCCAUCCCCAACCCCUUCCCUGAGCUCUGCAGUCCGGCCAGUUCACCUGUCCUCAGUCCUGGGUCGCUUCCUCCCAGAGAACCUUCCACCGGCAUAUAUAUUGUCAAGAUCUCCACUGAAGACGGCAUGGGCAAAGUGGUGGAGAUCCCGGCCGACAUGACAGCCAGGGACCUUUGCCAGCUCCUGGUUUAUAAAAGCCAUUGUGUAGACGACAACAGUUGGGCGCUUGUUGAGCACCACCCGCUGCUGGGGCUAGAGCGCUGUCUGGAGGACCACGAGUUGGUGGUUCAGGUCCAAGCUUCCAUGAGCAGCGACGGGAGAUUCCUCUUUAGGAAGAACUAUGCCAAAUAUGAAUUCUUCAGAACUCCCCAGACAUUUUUCCCAGAGCACAUGUUUGCAUGGUGCCAGGAAUCCAAUCGUCCCAUUCCAUCAUCGCAGCUCCUGCAGAACUUUCUAGCAACCAGCAGUUGUCCAGAGAUCCAGGGUUAUCUGUAUGUGAAGGAAACGGGCCGAAAAUCCUGGAAAAAAGUUUACAUGUUCCUGCGGCGCUCAGGGCUUUACUGUUCUACAAAAGGAACCUCAAAGGAGCCCAGACAUCUCCAUUUACUUGCAGACCUUGAAGAUAGUAACAUCUUCACUGUCAUCACAGGCAAAAAGCAGCACGGUGCACCCACAGACUUUGAGUUCUGUAUCAAGCCCAAUAAAUGCAGAGGGGAACUCAAGGAUUUACGGAUUCUGUGUGCUGAAGAUGAACAAGGCAGGACAUGCUGGAUGACCGCCUUUAGAUUGUUUAAGUACGGGAUUCUAUUGUACCAGAAUUAUAAGAUUCCCCAGCAGAGAAAAACCCUGCUCUCACACUUCUCAGCACCCGUGCGAAGUGUGUCCGAGAACUCUCUGGUGGCGAUGGAUUUUUCGGGAACGAUAGGCCGCGUAAUCGACAACCCCGUGGAAGCUCAGAGCGCCGCUAUGGAAGAGGGACACGCAUGGAGGAGGAAUCACCGAAUGAACAUCCUCGGCUCCCACAGUCCAUUGCAUCACUCCUCGUUAAACUCGGUCAUCCACAUGGCCCAGCUGUGGUUCCAUGGCAGAAUAACCAGAGAAGAAUCCCACCGCAUUAUCCACCAGCAGGGGCAAGUCGAUGGCUUGUUUCUGCUACGAGUCAGCCAGAGCAACCCCAAGGCUUUUGUGCUCACAUUGUGCCAUCACCAGAAAAUCAAACAUUUCCAGAUACUACCGUGUGAAGAGGACGGCCAAGUCUUCUUUAGCCUUGACGAUGGUGCCACCAAAUUCACCGACCUGAUCCAGUUGGUGGAAUUUUAUCAGCUCAACAGAGGAGUGUUGCCUUGUAAACUCAAACACCCAUGCACCUUUGUGGCCUUAUGACACCUCCCAUCGUCCAAUGCACCAACCCUGGUGCCUCGGGUCCCGAACUCCCCGUCCCCCCUUCCCAGUUUCACUUGACCUGAUUCUGCCCAAAGCAGAGCGAAUGUUAAUAUUGGUUGAUUCUUCUAAGAAGUUUGUGAAUUGACUGGUGUUUCAUUGCUGUUUUUUUUUUUGUUAUUAUUAUUAUGAUUAUUAUUAUUAUUGUUGAUGAAAGUCCGCCAGAUACUGCUGAUUUAUUGGAUUUCUUUUAGGGUGCAUUUGAAUGUUACAGAAUUGCACGCAGAGUUGCGUAGUCAAGAGGAGAGCAUGAACACUGCCAUUUGCGUCGAUGUUUUUUGCAAAAACUGGUCUUUGUUAAGCUGAGAACUCAGUGAUCCUCCAAGAUUUGGAAUCUCGCAGCUCAAGUGAAGGCUGUCGCCCUCAUGUGGACAAUCAGCAGAACAGUGAACCCUCUCAUGUGUGGACCACUCUUCUCUUUGAGAACUGAAGGCUCGUAGGAACCUCUCGACUUGUUCUCACACAAGACUGCGUUGAUUGUCUCUUUUUGUUUUGCACUCAUCCAACUGGGAGUGGCCUUUGAGGGUGCUGGACUUCUCCGUUGUUGGAAUUACUUGUAACUGUGAGAUAUGGUGUUGCCGCCUUCUACUGUUUGUGGUUUGGUAUUGCAGCAACAAGAGAAAGAAAUAGUGUGUGUAUAUAUAUAUAUAUAUAUUAUAUUAUAUAUAUAUAUAUAUUAUAUAUAUAUAUAAUAUAUAUAUAAUAUAUAUAUAUAAUAUAUAUUAUAUAUAUAUACGUAUAAUACAUACACACACACACAUACACACACACACACACACACACAUACAUACAUACAUACAUAUAUAUAUAUAUAGUGAGUGAGGGUGAGAAAGAAAGAGAGAGACUGGACAAAUUAGUCUGGUAAAAGUGGAUUAUGGACACUCUUGAAAUGUUGCAACAGAUUAUUUUUUUAAUUGGCUGACAAUACAAAAUAUGUUUUGUCCUUCAUUUAUUUGCAAAGAGUUUUCAUUUUUGAACCCAUCGUUUGCAAUUGUCUUAACAUUCUGAAUGUUUGAUUCUUCGCUGUCCACAUGUUCUACACAGUCUUGUCCAGUUGUUGGUAAGUUCUAUGAAGAAAUAAAACGCAAAUAAUUGUGUCAGUUCUGGGAAAGCUAAAUGCAACAUGUACACAAGUGUCUGUUGGUUAGUAUAGCAAAAUUGGUUCUCUUAAUACACUUUCGAUAGAGCAGGCAAGUUGUAAGACAAAAAUCUCGCGCUUUACAAAAAAUCUUCUCAAUUCUGAAUUGCUCUUACCGAAAGUCCUCAAGGUGCUGUUAGGCAGUGCCUGUAAAUGUUAUUGUAACUUGGAAUAUAAAUUGGCGUGCGCUUGAUGACACGCAAUACUGUCCAUCCCAUUUAUUGUAAAUCAGCCUUUUUCUAUAAACUGUGAGCAUGCAGUACAGCACGCCCUUUGCCAAAUUGACGUCAGAUUGACGACAACCAACAAAAUCAGCAUUCUGAAUCUCAUGCAUGUUUUUUUUCUGUCACUGGUAAUUUUGCAGGUUGUCAUUUUGGAUCCUGUUUAUUGUGCUUAUAAAUGUUCCUUGUGUUGCCCAAACUUAGAUUCUAAAACAUUUUAAGAAUCCAUUUCUACAUAUAGAUAUUUAAUUUUUAGCAUGUGUCCUUAAGAAAACUAGAUAACCAGUUUAGCAAUAAAAAAAUCUUGUUAGUUUUAUUAUUUUACCUCAUAUUUUGGCAGGUUUGUAUAAAUGUUUUGGCCAACAUAAUAGGAAGACACCUCAGUUCCAAACUGCACUAUUUGUAUUGAUGUGUGCCUAAUAAGCAGCUGUGAAGAGAGAUGUUUGGAACUGUAAAAAUGUGACACUUGUAGUUCCCCUUGCUCAGAAAUGUUGCAAAGAAUGUUGGAGUUAAUUCUAUAAAUUAUAGCUACUUGCAUUUUGUGGAACACUGAUGAGGCUCAGCGUGUGAUGCAUCAAACUCUUAAUGAGUUCAUUUGCAUGCACUUCAGAUCUGAUGGUGGAUUUUCAUAGUGUGUCAAAUCCCUGAAGCGAUUUGUCUUUAUUUGGCUUAGUAUGUUAUACAUUAGAAAAGGAAGAUUACAACUCAGUGCCUUUAGAUAAGGUGGGGAUUUUUUUGUUUAUUACAUUUUUUUUUUUCUUUUGUAACUGAGUCAUUACAUUUGAUUGAAUUUGAGGAAACAACAACGUCCCAGGAGUAGCCAAUCGUAGUAAAUUGUCGCUUUAUAGUAUAUUCCAUCCCAUUGAUUAUGAUGCAGUCACCCUCCAUUAUGACGCAAGCGGUUUAUAUUUUGUAUUCUGUUCAAUAACUCUUUGUAGAUGUUCACGCGUAAAUUUCUGUUUUUCGUUUUGUUACCUCUGUUUGCAUUUGUCCCAGGAAAUGCGACAUUUAACAGCCAUCUUUAUUUAGCUGCUGGUUGUCCUUAAGGUUUAUUGAACAAAUGAUUUGCAGUAUAGCCACACUAUAUUGACACUCUGCAUGGUCACCGUUAUCUUGAAAUGCAAUGAUGAAUCCUUUUUUGUUUGUUUUGUUGUUCAGCAAAUAUAUAUGUAUCUGGAUGUGACUGAUCUACUUGAAAAUUUUAGAUUGUUUUUUUUUCCCUUCAGCGCUGUUCUGUAGUAGUUUUUUUUACCAUCAAAUAAUUGACCAGUGCGAGUUAAUAUAAUGACUAUUGUUUUGACAUAGCAUCUAUUGAUAUAUAAUUUUUAUGAUGAUUUUUUUUAUUGUUAGAAUGGACUAUUCAAAGAGAAAAACUACUUCAAGAUAUAUGAAGUUUUAAAGCACACUGGUAUCCUAAUGUUCAUGUUCAUGUCAUUCCAGUUGACAAGAGGUGGAAUGUUCAUUCACAAAGCAUCACAAUUUCUGUUCUUUUAACCCAUUAAAUAUAUUCUUUUCUCGGA